AUGGUAAAGACCGCCGUGACCAUUGGAGCCGCUUGCGGUGUCGCUAGCGUUCUUGCAUGUCUUUGGGCCACGAUUGUCAUUACCAAUGACAUCAAUGCCAUGUACGACGAUGUCAUGGGAGAAUUGGGAGGGUUUCGGAGCGUAGCCGACGACACAUGGGACGACAUGAUGGUAAUGAGAGCUGGUGUCCCUACUCCGGAACAGUAUGUUCGAGGAAUUUUCGGUAGACACAAGAGACAGGCCAACACACAAUGCAGCUGCGGUCUCCCUGCCCAGAACUGCCCUCCCGGACCACCCGGACCUCCUGGACCAGCUGGAGAACCUGGAGAGACCGGACCCGAUGGCAAGAACGGUCCCACCGGACUUCCAGGCCUCAACAUUGCUCAGCCUAACGAAUACCCCAAAGGCUGCAUCAAAUGCCCAGCUGGAGAACCUGGACCCGAUGGACUUCCAGGACAAGAAGGAUUCCAAGGAAUGCCCGGCAAGAACGGAGAUCUUGGAUCACCAGGAAGAGAUGGAGAACCUGGCCCAACUGGAGAGCAGGGAGAUCAAGGACCAGCUGGAAAUGAUGGACAGCCCGGUAUGCCCGGUGCACCUGGACAGGAUUGUCUUACCGGCAAAGGAGUUCCUGGAAUGCCAGGACGUGUCGGUAUGCCUGGAGAACGCGGUCUCCCAGGCAAGGAUGGACCCCAGGGAGAGCCCGGCGCAGAUGGCAUUGCCGGACCACAAGGACAGCCAGGAAAAGACGGCUUCAACGGUAUGGAUGGCACUCCCGGAGAAGUUGGAGGCCAUGGAAACGUCGGAGGCGAUGCUGAGUAUUGCCCCUGCCCUGAGAGAAAGAGAAGAGCUAGAGCUUAA
Cylicocyclus nassatus is the source of this 858-nucleotide messenger RNA. The record is from the annotation of a GenBank genome assembly. Lineage: Eukaryota; Metazoa; Nematoda; Chromadorea; Rhabditida; Strongylidae.